CUUCAAUCAUUCCCGCGCCGGCCGCCGCGAGGAGCGCGCGUCGUUUUGCCACGCUGUCACGAGUUACGCCACGAGUCGAAUACGUUGUGUAUGUGCAUAGCGAUUUGUAUUUUGGUUACGUGUUAUGUUUCGAUAAAAUCAUUGUGUACGUGUUUACCUAUGUCGAUGUAACGUAACGAGAGCGCGUGGUGAUGUGAAAACGUGUUGCUUGAUUAGUGUCGACGUGUGCAUAGACGGUCGAAUGACAAAAAGUCGUCGAAUCGAAUCGUUUCAAAGAAGCUGCGUUUUAAAAGAGAAGGAUUCAUCGUGGUACGCUAACGGUAUCGCGGCACGCUGCACGUUACACGUGCAUUCGAUAACCUGGAUCCCAUCCCGACGAGUCGUCGGUUCGUCUCAUCGAGAAACGAGAGUUUGGAUUUUUCGUUGAACGUUCCGCAGCAUCAUCAUUCGACGCAGUAUCAUCAGAAUAGCUACGCCAUGGCCGAUCAAACGUUUCACACCCCUAGUUUUGGUGACGAGGAUUUCGAUAUACCGGCCAUCCAUUCCCAUUCUCACCAACAACAUCAACAACAGCAACAACAGCCUCAACAGCAACAACAGCAUCAAACGCAACAACAAACUCAGCCUCAACAUGAUCCGAUGCACGGUUACCAAACACAGAUGAUGCAAACCGGUAACGUUCAACAAUCUUCGGACGGAUUGAAUUUAGAUCCUGGUGGAUAUCAACAAUCCCUUUACUUGCAACAGGAUCACUCGAUGCAACAACCGAUCAGCGUAAGCUCGACGUAUAAUACGUCGCAGGGUUCGUACGUGAGUAUGAGCUCACCACGGCAACAACAUGGAAACCAGCAAAUAAUGUUGCUUCAACAGCAGCAGCAGCAGCAGCAGCAACAGCAACACCAGCAACAACAAGUUCAGUUGCAGCAGCAUAUACAGUACAUGCACACUCAACAGCAACAGCAACAACAGCAACAACAAUUGCAGCAGCAAAUGCAGUAUAGAAGUCCAACGGGUGGUAGUCCCUCCGCUAUACAAUCGAAUACUGUACCCGAGCCGAAUAACAAUACCACUACUAGCGAGGAUAGCGACGACAGUACGCCUCAUUCCGGAAUGAUUACCGGGAUUAAGCGACCCUCGCCGGAGCCGACUGACGUUGGAGCAAAAAAUCAAAGGAAACCAAAAUCGCAGAAAAAGAAGAAAAAGAGGGAUCCCAACGAACCGCAAAAACCUGUUUCGGCGUACGCUCUAUUUUUUAGAGAUACCCAAGCCGCGAUAAAAGGGCAAAAUCCGAAUGCGAGCUUUGGCGAAGUUUCAAAGAUCGUAGCUUCGAUGUGGGAUGCGUUGGAUACGGAACACAAGAACGUGUACAAAAAGAAAACGGAAGCCGCGAAAAAAGAAUAUCUGCAGGCUCUUGCGGCGUAUAGGGCGUCUUUAGUUAGCAAGGGGGCAGCCGAAAACGACAAUCAACAACAUCAACAACAACCGCAACAACAGCCAACGCCGCAACAACAAGUUCAAUACGCAGCAUAUGGUAAUUAUACCGGGAAUGGAACACCCGGAAGUGUCUCGUAUCAAGUUUACAGUCCACAACCGCAACCCUCUUCGCCUCAACAACAACAUCCGCAUUCUCAUCCGCAUCAACAACUUCAACAUCAUCAGCAAACGACGCAACAAAUGCAAAUAAAAAAAUCUCCUCACCAUUUAACGAUGCCAGGAAAUCCACAGCAACAACAAACGCAACAGACUUUGAUGGCAACAUCGAUGGCACCAACGCAUAUUUCGCAACAGCAACAACAACAACACAUGCAACAACAAUACAUGCAGAUACCACAGCAACAAGUGCAACAAGUGCAACAACAGUCGCAACAAGUACAACACCACCAACAACAACAGCAACAAUCGCAACAACAAUUGAUGCAUACGAAUCCGGCAAAGAGUGAUACAUUGUCGAGUUCUCCACCAGCAGUGAACUCUGUGAAUCAAGCUGCGAGCAUGGUUGGUCAAAGACCAACGUCGAACGCUUGUAUACGCCAUGGAUGCCCGAAUACCGCUGUUGCGAAUAGCGAAUGGGAAGACGAGUAUUGCAGCAACGAAUGCGUGGUUAGUCAUUGCAGGGAUGUCUUUACCACGUGGGUAUCUUCGAAUCAAAAUCCGCAACAAAACUUUUCGACCGUUAAAUAAGGAUAGGUCGUGCUAGUUGAAAAAUAGCAAUCGUUUAAAAUCUUUCCUACAAUUUCUUACAAUCGUGGAACACUAGUAUACAUUUACCUUAUAUAUUUGAAACGUGAUUUGAUUCGCUAUCUUUUGUACAUAUGUCGACCACACGAAGUUUUUUCGCUUUAAAUCAAAAAAAAAAAAAAAAAAAAAAUGAACGACUGAGAGCGCGAAUCGCUACAUGGAUCUAUAGGUUUCAUUUGAAAGACUGCCUCCACGCGGCAUACGAUGCUCGUCGACACUCGGAUAUAUAUAUAUUGCCGUUUCACAUUUUCACCGAUUACUUUUCAUGGACGAGCAACAUAGCUGCGUAAUCGCGAAAGAGUAUUAGAAUCGCCAAAGUAGCCGAUAAAAUCGGGCUGUAGUUCGAAGGAAUUCAUUUCGAUGUGUUGUCGUGCGCGCGUUUGCCCAUUGUCGUUUGCAGAUCGUUCAAUGCGCAUACGCUAUCGAAUUAAUAAGAGAUUUAAUAACGAAGCGCGGACCGAGUUGUAUUCCUUCAUUCAAAUCUAGUUAGGAAUCGUUUAACGAUAGAUAACAGUAAAUUCGUAGAAAUAUAUUCAAAAACUUUAGAAUACGUCUAUAUAAAAUUUAUGGAUACCCCGUCGUAUCAUCAGAAUCAAUGAGAGUAAAUACGAAUUUGGAAAGAAGUUUCCUCGAUUAGUAAAAAGAAAUAAAAAAAAAAUAUCGAUUGCCAAUUAAACAUAUUAUAGUAACUUGUCUAUAUAAUCGAUGGGAAUUAAUGACAAACGAAUCGAAAAUUCCGUCGACUCCUGUAAGAAAGAAAGAUUGCUGAUGGCGUUAAAGAUGAUAGUGGAAGAUGAAAGAAGAAAAAGGAAAUACCACGGUAGCCAUCAAAAAUCUGUAACACAACUUAUUUUUGUAUAAUUUUACAAAGGAAUAAAAAGUUCGUGCAAAUAAUACGAAAAAAAAAAAAAAAAAAAAAAAAAAAAAAAAAAACAGAAUGGUACGAACCGGAUGAAUUGUGGCCAAUGUUUGCUAAAACUAAUCUUUAUGAUCGAUUCAAUAAUUUUGUUCGAAUUCCCGUUCCAGUUUGCUCCUCAUAUUCAAUUUUUAACAAGUGUACGAUCGAUGAAAACAAUCAAUGAAAAGGAAGCAAACGAAUCAACGUAAUUUAUUUCGAAACAAUAAUAGGCUGUAUUGACGCGAGUCUUUAACUGUUCAAGAUCGUCGAACGAGAACGAAAGAUUCUAAAAAGGAAUAAAAAAGGAAGAGCUUAAAAUCUUUGAUAUUUUAUUAAUGCUUGAUUGCGAAAAUGUAUCUCUUCCUAAAUUUUCUCAUCUGUUCUCGACGAUGAUUUUGCUCGAUCUCUGACUCCAGAAGUACAUGGAAUUAGUGAAUGAAUGUUUAUAUUACGAAAGAUUGCGUAAUACUUUCGUGACAGAUAGGACACAUGCGCGUACACGCAUAUGAAUGCGUAAUUUUGGUAAGUUUUUAAAUAAUUUUUUUUCUCCUUUCCUAAAACAAUCCUUGUAUAUAUAUAUAAAAAAAAAAAAAGGAAUAUUCCAUAGAUUUGUAAACUGUAUGAUGUAAACAUAAUCGAUAGUGUAA
This is a messenger RNA of Apis dorsata (giant honeybee), 3783 nucleotides long. Its product is annotated as TOX high mobility group box family member 3-like. Gene Ontology annotation, cellular component: nucleus. Gene Ontology annotation, molecular function: chromatin DNA binding. The transcript is spliced from 11 exons. The coding region runs from base 478 to 2181 and encodes 567 amino acids. Gene Ontology annotation, biological process: regulation of transcription by RNA polymerase II. The record is from RefSeq and is a predicted model, not a curated record. Lineage: Eukaryota; Metazoa; Arthropoda; Insecta; Hymenoptera; Apidae.